UCUUCCCAGAACGGUGGACGUGCUCACCUCCGCUCUGGGCCAGGUCUAUGUCCCGGUUUCCCGCCGUCGCGGGCAGGGCGCCAAGGCGGCAGGAGGAAGGUGAGCGAUCAAGAGACCUCCAAGAAGAGCGGCCUUCGGCAGUUCCCAUCGCGGAUAGAGAAGAGAAAGGAUGCACAUCACAGGAGGGAGGAACUACUCCAACUUUUCCUAUUCAAAAACAAAGAAAAAAGCUUAUUCAAGCUGUGAGGGACAAUUCAUUCCUUAUUGUUACUGGAAAUACAGGAAGUGGUAAAACAACUCAACUCCCAAAAUAUCUAUAUGAAGCAGGGUUUUCACAACAUGGUAUGAUUGGUGUGACUCAGCCACGAAAAGUAGCUGCCAUAUCUGUUGCUCAGAGGGUUGCUGAAGAAAUGAAAUGCACUUUGGGAUCCAAAGUAGGAUACCAAGUUCGUUUUGACGAUUGCAGCUCUAAGGAAACAGCAAUCAAAUACAUGACAGAUGGAUGUUUACUGAAACAUAUUCUGGGAGAUCCAAAUCUUACCAAGUUCAGUGUCAUUAUAUUGGAUGAAGCCCAUGAGAGAACUCUAACUACAGACAUCUUAUUUGGUUUAUUGAAGAAGCUGUUUCAGGAGAAGUCUCCUAAUAGGAAAGAGCAUUUAAAGGUGGUAGUGAUGUCAGCAACUAUGGAAUUAGCCAAGCUCUCUGCAUUCUUUGGAAAUUGUCCAAUAUUUGAUAUACCUGGAAGGCUUUAUCCGGUCAGAGAAAAAUUCUGCAAUUUGAUUGGUCCACGAGAUAGAGAAAAUACUGCAUAUAUUCAAGCGAUUGUGAAAGUGACCAUGGAUAUCCAUUUGAAUGAAAUGGCUGGAGACAUCUUGGUUUUUCUGACUGGUCAGUUUGAAAUCGAAAAAAGUUGUGAGUUACUUUUUCAGAUGGCAGAGUCUGUUGAUUAUGAUUAUGAUGUCCAAGAUACCACUCUAGAUGGCUUGCUAAUAUUGCCGUGUUAUGGAUCUAUGACAACAGAUCAACAGAGAAGAAUAUUUUUGCCACCUCCACCUGGAAUUAGAAAAUGCGUCAUAUCCACCAAUAUUUCUGCAACAUCUUUGACAAUAGAUGGAAUCAGAUAUGUGGUAGACGGUGGCUUCGUGAAGCAGUUAAAUCACAAUCCCAGGCUAGGAUUGGACAUCCUAGAGGUGGUUCCGAUUUCAAAGAGUGAGGCCUUACAGCGAAGUGGCCGAGCUGGCAGGACUUCCUCAGGAAAAUGCUUUCGCAUCUAUAGUAAAGAUUUUUGGAACCAGUGUAUGCCUGACCAUGUGAUCCCUGAGAUUAAGAGAACUAGUUUGACAUCUGUAGUUCUGACCUUAAAGUGCCUUGCCAUACACGACGUAAUAAGGUUUCCCUAUUUGGAUCCACCUAAUGAGAGACUUAUUUUGGAAGCUCUUAAACAACUCUACCAGUGUGAUGCUAUUGACAGGAGUGGCCAUGUGACCAGAUUGGGUUUGUCUAUGGUAGAAUUUCCUCUCCCUCCACAUCUGACAUGUGCAGUAAUAAAGGCUGCUUCUCUGGACUGUGAAGACCUAUUACUUCCAAUAGCAGCAAUGCUGUCUGUGGAAAAUGUCUUCAUUAGACCUGUUGAUCCAGAGUACCAGAAGGAAGCAGAACAGAGACAUCGAGAAUUGGCAGCUAAAGCUGGAGGAUUUAAUGACUUUGCGACUUUAGCUGUCAUCUUUGAACAGUGCAAAUCAAGUGGAGCUCCAGCUUCGUGGUGCCAGAAACAUUGGAUUCAUUGGAGGUGCUUAUUUUCUGCAUUUCGUGUUGAAGCUCAACUUAGAGAACUGAUCAGGAAGCUUAAACAGCAAAGUGACUUCCCAAGAGAGACCUUUGAAGGCCCUAAACAUGAAGUACUGCGAAGAUGUCUUUGUGCAGGUUAUUUCAAAAAUGUAGCUCGCAGGUCUGUUGGGAGAACGUUUUGCACAAUGGAUGGGCGUGGAAGCCCAGUUCACAUUCAUCCUUCCUCAGCACUUCAUGAACAGGAAACCAAACUUGAAUGGAUCAUUUUCCAUGAGGUAUUAGUUACCACCAAAGUCUACGCAAGAAUUGUGUGUCCAAUCCGUUAUGAAUGGGUGAGAGACUUGUUACCCAAGUUGCAUGAAUUUAAUGCACAUGAUUUGAGCAGUGUGGCCCGACGUGAAAUGAGAGAAGAUGCAAGAAGGAGGUGGACCAAUAAGGAAAAUGUAAAGCAUCUAAAGGAUGGAAUACCAAAAGAAGUCCUAAAGAAAAUGCAAAGAAGAAAUGAUGAUAAAUCCAUAUCAGACGCACGUGCUCGUUUCCUUGAGAGAAAGCAGCAGAGGUCCCAGGAUCACAGUGACACCCUGAAGGAAACAGGCUAAGCAGUGAACCCUCCAAUUCAGGAAGUAGGAAAAGCAGCCAGAAAAUGUGCUUCUGCUUUGCCAUUUAUGUCAGACAGCACUACCAAGAGGAAGUGGUCAGCAGCUGUUUUUAGCAUAUGAGUUAAAAGCAAAUCAAAGCUCAUCAGUACCAAUAAAUGGAAUUUUCAAAGAAAAGAUUGAGCUGCCAUAGUCAUAGGAAAUGAUACAUGAAACCAAUGAAAGACAAUAUAUGUGAUAUUUUCCUCACUUCAAUUUUGCUGGCCUUAACUGGUAUCAAAUGCUGUCAGUGAGAUAUUUUCAAAGAACAUUGAAUUGUAUUUAAUCAGCGUGUAUUCCAUUUGCAUUGAAGCAUUAAAAAUUAUUUUCCUUAAAUCUCUUUAAGGCCUUCUUGUUGCUAUUAGAAUAGUAUUAUAUCAGGUUAUCAGGUAUGUGACCAUUCCCUUCUGAAGGCUGAACAUAAAAGAGGUUUUUACUGAGCAAUACUUAGAUGUCUAACCGUUUAAUUGCUACAGAGCUUUAUAGAUACUUAGAGAAAAGACUUAAUCAAUUAGUAAAUAAGAAAAUUGCCUAUGGCAAGAUUCUUUGUUGAAUUAAUAUUAAUCCUUAAGUUGAUUUUUCUGGGAUUAUACAAAUUCCUUUUUAUAUAAAAGUAUAUUGUUUAAAACAGUAGCUAUAGCCAUUAACCAAAGGACAGAUGAUAUAUAUAUGUUCUUUUUUUAGCUGUCCCUACAUACUUGUAUCAGCACCAUGUAUGUAGGUGUGACAGUGUUUCAAACAGCCCUUCCACCUGGCCUACUCUCUUGCCUCCAGCUGCUUGGGUAGGACCAUUUAAACUUCUAUUACGCCGAUCUUGAAAUGGAUUUUCAAAGCAGCCAACACUGCAUCACCAGUGUUUCAAAUUGGAACCUUGAGGCUAGUUAGUAUCACACUCAGGCCACACUCAGCACUUGUCCACUCUGUUGUUUACUGCCUUGUAUUCUAGUUAUUUGUGUAUUUGUCUGUCUCCCCCACUAGAUUAUACGCUCCUUGUGGGCAGGGACUAUGUCUUUUUCAUCUUUGUAUCUUUCAUGGCACCUAGCACAGUGCUUUGCACAUAGUAGUCAAUGUUUGUUAAAUAAAGCUAUUAGUGUCGUUCAAAUUCAAAAGGCAGUAUAAUGUGUGUUUUUAGAUAUUUUCUGUAAAAUUUAAGAAUUUAAAAUUUUAAUAGAUAACUCACUCUUUCGCAGUUACUUCCUUUGGCAUCUAAACAAUUUUCUGUUCAAUAUUAGAAACUUGAAGUCUUUAUUGAAAAAUCACAUGAGGACCCAAAUCCAUGUUUGUUCUUGAAGUAAGGUGAGUGGUGAUGGUUUCUUGGAACAUUCCUAGCAUUGUUAAUUUGUUCUUCUAACCUUCAGUGCUCAAGACACUGUUUCAGCACAUUAGUCCUAUCAGUUUCUCUUCCCAGGUAUGUAUCAGUGCAUUUCCUUAGACGUGGUGGGGGUGUAUGUGGAUUCUUGGAAUUACAGCUCUUUUAUUUCAGUAAGUUUUUAUUAAGCACACAUUCUAAAUCUAUAGUCUAUAUCUAUAAUUUCAUCAGUUUUCCCAAUCAUGUCCUUUAUAGCAUUUUCCCCCAGUUCAGGAUCCAGUCAAGAAUCGUGUAUUGUAUUUAAUCUCCUUUAAUCUAGAAAAGGUCUUCUGUCUUUGUCUUUCGCAUUUAACAUUUUUUAAAAUUGAAGUGUAGGGAAUUUGGGAUUAACAGACACACACUACUAUAUAUAAAGUAGGUAAACAAUAAGGACCUGCUGUAUAGCACAGGGAACUAUAUUCAGUAUCUUAUAAUAACCUAUAAUGGAAAAGAAUGUGAAAAAGAAUAUAUAUGUAUGUAUAUAUAGUUGAAUUACUUUGCUGUACACCUGAAACAUUGUAAAUCAACUAUACUUCAAUUAAAAAAUAAUUUAAAAAGUAAACUGGAGUAAAUUGACCUACAACACUGUGUUAUUUCCAGGUGCACAACACAGUGAUUUGAUAUUUCUAUACAUUGCCAAAUGAUCAUCACAAUAAGUCUAGUUACCAUCUGUCACCAUACAUAGAUAUUACAAUAUUAUUGACUGUAUUCCCCAUGCUGUACAUUUCAUCCCAAUGACUCAUUUAUUUUGUACCUCUGAAGGUACAGACCUGAAGAGUGUACCUCUUGGUCUCCCUCACCUAUUUCACUCAUCCCCCUACUCCUCCUUCUCCUCUGGCAGCCACCUGUUUGUUCUCUGUAUCUAUGACUCUUUCUGUUUUAUGUUUGUUCAUUUGUUUUAUUUUUCAGAUUCCACAUAUAAGUAAAAUCAUACGGUAUUUGUCGUUCUCUGACUUAUUUCACUUAGCAUAAUACCCUCUAGGUCCAUUCAUGUUGUUGCAAAUGGAAAGGUUUCUUUUUUUUUUUUUAUGGCUAAUACUCCAUUGUAAAUAUAUAUACCACAUCUUCUUAAUCCAUUCAUCCAUCAAUAGAUACUUAGGUUGCUUCCAUAUCUUGGCUAUUAUAAACAAUGCUGCAAUGAACAUAGGGUUGCAUAUAGUUUUUCAAAUUAGUGUUUUCUUCAGAAAAAUACCCAGAAGUGGAAUUGCUAGGUGUAUGGCAGUUCUAUUUUUAAUUUAUUGAGGAACCUCCAUCCUGUUUUCCAUAGUGGCUGUACCAACUUACAUUCCCACCAACAGUGUACAAGGGUUCCCUUUUCUCCAUGUCCUUGCCUACAUGUAUUUUUUGUCUUUCACAUUUAACAUUUGAAUAACAGUUUUGACAUUUUUUAAUAAUACAGGUUAGUUAUUUUAUAGUAUAUCCUCAAUUUGGAUUUCUCUAAUGUUUUCCUCAUGGUUUUGCAUUUGUGACUGGAAUACUGCAUAAGUGAUACACUGUCUUUCCCAAGGCAUUAAAUCUGGAGGUACAUGGUAUUUGCCCCUUAUUGCUGAUAUUAAUUUUGAUUAAUUGGUUAGGGUGUUUUUGAUUUCUUCAGUCUAGUUACUCUCUUUUUUAUUAUUAUUAAUUAAUUUAUUUU
Messenger RNA from Globicephala melas (long-finned pilot whale), 5407 nucleotides. It is a transcript of the gene DHX40, whose product is annotated as DEAH-box helicase 40. Gene Ontology annotation, cellular component: intracellular anatomical structure. NCBI's taxonomy places the organism in Eukaryota, Metazoa, Chordata, Mammalia, Artiodactyla, Delphinidae. The record is from RefSeq and is a predicted model, not a curated record. Gene Ontology annotation, molecular function: RNA binding; ATP binding; helicase activity.